CACAAUAUUUACUGCCUACAGUAAACAUGUCAAUUUACGCGUGUCGAAUCGAAACAUGAUAAUACUAUAGCAUACUUGUUAAGCAGAAGACGUUGAUCAAGAACAAGCCAAAUCCGGUAAAUUAGUUUGAUUUAAUUUCUUUACCUUGACACAACCAUCAAUUUCAGCUGUGGAAAAACCAUCAUGGAGUUUAUUUGCCCAUAGUUUAUAAUAGGUUUUUAUGUGACCACAAAAGUGUUAUAACCAUAGAGUAAUAUAAGAAAAUAACGUACAUAACGAAUAACGAUACAACUUGUAAAGAUUACACGGAGUGUCCAAACAACACCUUUGUACACUACAGAGCUUCAUCUAAAUUCUAGACCAUACAAACUAAAAAGUUAAUAUAUUAUAAUAUACCUACUAGUAUACUAUGUGUUUAUGUAUAUUGUACAUUAGUAUUUACAUAUUAUUAUAUUCUGAGCGUAGUGAGAAAUGUACUUACUUACUGGUUUUUCUACGAUUUGUACUUUUUAGAUCUGUGUACAGUUUCUAUCAAAAAUCUUGCACUGAUCUUCAAGUUCAUCUUUUCUAAAUACAAAUGUCGGUUAGUUAGUCUCCAUGGAGAAGUAUUUUUUUGAUUUCCUUUAUAAUUACUAGUUUUCUUAAUAAUUGGAAAAUACUUAAGAAACAGGUAAAAAUGUUUGUAAUAUAACUGUUACUGGUUUUUCGAUUUGUUUUUUCUGUUUUGUUUAGUUUCUCAAAUAAAUUUUUAAAUUGUAUUGGAAAUCAAGUCAUUAUAUAAAAUAAUAUAAUAGUUAUUGUACAAAACAAAAAUUUAAAAAUAGUCGCACUUGUAUAACAGCAGAUAGGUACAAUCAUAUUUAGUUUAGUAUAGUUUAAUAUUAAGGUAGCUGGUAGGUAGUAAUGGAGUUACUAUGACAAAUUUUUCAUUAGUUCCAACAUUUACUAUAAUAAUUAUUAUAAUAAUAAAAAAAAAAACCAAUAAAUUCCCUACGCUAAUAUGUAAAAUAUGUAAUAUGUAAAACUAUGGACAUAUUAUUAGACAUUUGAGCUGUUUAACUCUGAAUAGUUUUGUAAAAAUUCACAAUUCAUCAUUAAACAUUUAAAUCUCGCGACGCCCAAUAAAUUAUACAAUAUCGUAGUUAUUUACAUUCGGCGGAAUUCAAAGUAAUGUUACGAUGGUGAAAAUGUGAAAUGUAAUUGCUACGACGAAGCGAAACACGAUAAAAAAGCGCCCGACAAAAAACUACCAACAUUAUAAUUGAGUAUCCAUUUUAGAAAUUUAAAUCGUCAAAGCCACUCGAUAACAUACAACUCUAACAACCUAACCCAUCAUUUAUUUACCUUUGAUCAUGAUAUAUGAUCUAAAAUAUUUACGACAAUUUUACAAUACUCAUGUCGAAAAAAAUUCACUGAAACUAAAUAAUAAUUUGUAUAAAAAUUAAAUGAAUUGUUAUGAAUUCAUGGCAUGUCGUGACAUUUCGUUAUUUCAACUGCAUUUUAUAACGUUUUCGUAUGUUAUUUGUUUUUUGUUUUUUUUGUACAAUACCGUUUUUAUUCAGAACAUGGGGAAAAAAAUUGGUGAUAUUAUAGGUUUAUAGGCGAGUCCAGAUUUUUGGUGAAAAGUUGGGAAGGUAGGAUAUAUAAAAAGGAAUAUGCAGAAAUCAAACAAAAAAACGAUUUUGAUCGGAACUUGGUUUGUAACUGGUUUAUAACUUGGUUAACUGAUUUUUCAACAAUAUGUCAUAUUAUAGUAAAAUAAAUACAUAUGAUAUAAACACAACGAAUUACACAGUAAACGUAUAUUUUUGAGUUCACCCCGUUCAAACAUUUUACAUUUUAUACUAAAAUAUAUUCGAUUUUAAAUUCAAUGGUAUAAACAUAAAUCACCUUAAUUAAUGUCACGGAAUAAUAGUCCGUGAUUAUUGUUAAUAAAUUUCGGUGGACGGCGACUGUCGAAAAAAAAUAUCGUAAAGUUAUCGUGUCCAUAUAUAUUAUAUAUGAAUAUAUGGUUGGUAGUAUUGUCUGUUAUCACGUAUUCCCAUGGCUUUAUGUACAGAUAUCUAUACUUUACAUAUAUAAAUAAAUACAUACAUUUAUAUAUAUAUCGAUAUCUGUGGCUUUAUGUCGCAUGGUUAUUUGUCGAGUUGUUUUUUGACGAUAUUUAUAUAUUGUUAAAUGCAUGACAAAAAUUAUCUUGGUCAAAUGUGUACGUAAAUAUUAUGUGAUAGAGCUGUAUGAUAGUUUUUUAUCGGAUUAUGACGAUGGUGUUUUGUCGAUUGGCUCUUUGUCGUUAUUUUGUGGUUUUAAGUCGGGUGGCUUUACAUGAUGUCACUCAUAGAGUAAUUACUCUACCAAUAGUUAUUACUUAUUACCCUAUUACUCUAUGGUGUUACCCGAUGAAGUAUAAAAAAAAAGUACGUUCGUAACAGUUGACUUUCGUAGCAACGGCCAACGGUGCCUUCCCGGUAUUAAAAACACGAUUAAAGAUAUAUCAUUUAUCGUGUUUAAAAGAACAACAUAAUAUAUAAGAUAAGAAAACAUAAGAUAAGAACAAAGUAAAGUUAUCAAAUUAUUUACUUUUGGUAGGUAUCUCCACGAUAAAUGAUGAUUUUGGGUAAGUAUGAAAAAUAAGUUUUCGAUAUCGAUUUAAUAAACAUUGGUUGUUUAUUCAAGAGUUAUAAGUCGACUUCAAUUUUGUACAAUGACCGACGGAUACAAACGUACGUUUUUGAACAUUAAUUUUUAUAUGGUGUGAAAUUAUUGAUUGGCCUUAUUAUCUUACCUUUUUCCUAGAGAGAAGUUUGUAUGGAAAGCAUUUUGUUAGGAUAAAAUAUUAUGCUUUUUCAGGAUUAUUUUGAUCAUUAGGAUCAUUAGGAAUGUGUAUUUCCUUAGUCCCGUUUAUUGUUUCUAUUAAAUAUUUGAAUUUAUUGACAUUUUUGUACAUUAGGAUGUUCAUUGUUCUCAAUUAGUUAUAUUCAUUUGAUUUUAUUGGCAUUAAUAAUCUAAAAAUUAUUAUUAAUGAAGCAAAUUUGUUUAGCUUACACGCCUGGUUGGAAUGAUCCUCCCUCAUAUUCAUUUGAAGAUACAUUAAAUGCUCAACAAGGUAAUCGUCCAAAAAUAUUUGAUAGAAUACCUGCUAGAGUGUUAGCAAACGGUCAGAUUCCAGAGUCCAAAACAGAAAAAUAUCAAAUACCAUUAUAUGACAAUGUAAGUUCUAAUGAAAACAAUAAUGAUGUUUCUGCUAUAUCAACAUCAAAUUUAUGUGAUUUUACUGAAGAAGAACGCCUAUCAUAUGUUAUGGAAUCUCUCAGUGUUUCUAUUCAAAAAUCAACAUUACCAGAAGUAAUUGUUAUCAUUUUUAAAUUUAAAUUUAAUUUGACAUAUAAUAAAAUAUUUGAUGUGUAGUCCAAAAAAUUAGAUAUUACCAAACGGCUAUCAAGAUUGGAAAUCAGCUGGAAAGAUAAUCAAUUUACAGAUAUAAUACAACAGAAAACCAUUGCAUUAGUUAAAGGUUAGGUGUACAAUAUUAUGUCAACAUUUUAUAAUUAUCUUAGAUUGUGUUGAAUAUUUACAGCUAUCGAAACUAAUAAUUACACAGAAGCCAAUAAAUUGCAAAUGUCAUUGAUGGUUGAUCACACACGUCAAUGCAACUCUUGGAUACCAGCUAUUCGACAACUAAUUAAUCAACAUACCUGAAUUCAUGUUUAAUAAAUAUUUUAAUUUCAUAUGUAUGCAUCUACCUAUGUUUGAUAUAAAUUAAUAAUUUCAUCUUAAAAUUGAUUAAAUAUUUAGUAGGUAAUUGGAAAUCGGUAAUAACUAAUAAGCAUAUACUAAAUAUUGUCUGGUAUCAAUAGUAUCUGUUUUUUAAAUAAAAUCAAUACUUAUAAAAAAACAAUAUCACUGAAAAAUAUAUUACCUUCUAAAUUAGUUACAAAGUCAUAUUACCUGUUAUACCUGUUAUUUAUGAUGUACAUGGUUUUUUUCAUACAGUUUUACUAGGUAAGGUUUUAUUGUAACCAUUUUAGUUUUCAUAGCAAAUUUCAAAAGAAUGACCUAUAUGAAAUUUAAUGAAAAAUUUACAAUUUAUUCUGUAUUGUUUACACAGGAUAAUAAAAACACUAGGUUAUAAACUACAGCUAUGGACAUUGCCCGACUGGUCAUGGGAGCUGGGUAGAUGAAUGGCUGCUGGAGUUUGUGUAAAGACAGACAUA
Messenger RNA from Cinara cedri, 4214 nucleotides. Lineage: Eukaryota; Metazoa; Arthropoda; Insecta; Hemiptera; Aphididae. The record is from the annotation of a GenBank genome assembly.